AGGCGGUGGCCACGCCCCCGUGGUCCAGAGGGGCGGGGCCGGGCGGGGGCGGGGGUGGGGUGCCUCCGUGGGUGCCCCAUAGGCCCGGGGACCCCGAGGAGCCCUUAAAGGAGCCCCAGGGGCCCCACGGCGGCGUCCCCACCCCGGCCGGCCCCAGCCGCCGCCGCCGCCGCCCCGGACCCCCGGCCCGGCAUGGAGCCCCCCGCCGCCCCGGACCCGCAGCCCGGCCCCGUGCCCGGCCCGCGGCCGCCCCGCGCAGGCUCCCCCGGCCCCGGGGCCGCCGCCAGCCCCCCGCCGGGGCCGGAGGCGGCCGGGGGGCCGCGGGGCGCGGGGCGGAAGAGCGCGGACCACUGCGAGGCGCGGGCGUCGCGGCCCGGCCGCAGCCGCAUCCCCGGCCGCGACCACCGCCGCUACUACCACGAGCGCUGGCGGGCCGAGUACCUGAUGGAGUUCAACGCGGCGCGGCACGGCAUGCGCUGCAUGGUCUGCGGCAGCGCCCUCGCCACCCUCAAGCUCAGCACCAUCAAGCGCCACAUCCGCCAGAAGCACCCCUACUCCGGCGCCUGGGGGCCCCGCGAGAAGCAGCUCGUCCUCCGCUCCUGGGACGCCCACCUGGGCCUCGCCGCCGCCCCGCCGGGCCCCGCCGCCGCCCCCCCGCCAGGCUCCCCGGGCGCCCCCGCCGCCCCCCCGGCCCCCCGCAGCCGCCCCCGCCGGGGCCCGACGCCGCCCGCCUCCCCCCGCGCCAAGGGGACGUCGCCGCCGCCGCCGCCGCCGGGGCCACCGCCACCGGGGACGGCGCCGAGGCCGGGGACGGUGACGGGGACGGGGCCGGGGACGGUGACGGGGCGCUCGGUGCGGGGGUGGCUGCGGGCCGAGCUGCUGCUGGACCUGGAGGCGGCGGGGACGCGGCUGCGGUGCCUCCUCUGCGCCCGGGCCCUGCCCACCCUGCACCUGGGGGACAUCCGCCGCCACGCGCUGCAGGCCCACCCGGCCUCGCUGGCCCUGGGGACCCCCGCCCGGGGGGCCCUGCUGCGCGCCCGCCACCCCCCCGGCGCCCCGGAGCCGCCCAGCCCCGAGGAGGAGGAGGACGAGGAGGAGGAGGAGGAGGCCGAAGGCUCGGGGGGCGCCGGGCCGCGGCGGGAGCCGCUGGCGGACUGCGAGGACGGGGACACCCGGGGGGCCACCAGCCCCCCAGCGUCACCCCGCGCCGGCCCCCCGCCCGCCUGCACCGCCUAGGCCCGGGGGACACCGAGGCCCAGAGCCACCGGGACCCAGGGGACACCGAGGCCUGGAGCCACCUGGACCCGAGGGGACAUCAAGGCCUGGAGCCACCGGGACCCAGGGGACACCGAGGCCUGGAGCCACCUGGACCCAAGGGGACACCGAGGCCCAGAGCCACCAGGACCUAAAGGGACAUCAAGGCCUGGAGCCACCAGGACCCGAGGGGACACCGAGGCCUGGAGCCACCCGGACCUGAGGGGACACCAAGGCCUGGAGCCAUCUGGACUUGUGGGGACACCGAGGCCUGGAGCCACCCGGACCCGAGGGGACACCGAGGCCUGGAGCCACCCGGACCUGAGGGGACACCGAGGCCCAGAGCCACCGGGACCCAGGGGACACCAAGGCCCGGAGCCACCGGGACCCAGGGGACACCGAGGCCUGGAGCCACCAGGACCUAAGGGGACACCGAGGCCUGGACGGACGCAGCCACGGGCCCCCGUCACCCCCCGAGUCCCCGGACGUGGCCGGGGGGGGUCGAGCCAGGAGCGCCCUGGGGCUGGGGGGGGACCCUCAUGGUCCCCCACGGUGACAUUGGUGUUCUGCGGUGCCAUCAGCCCCCCCCCAGAGCUGUGGGUCCCCUCAAUGGUGGCACCGGUGCCCUGUGGGUCCCCUCGACGGUGGCACUGGUCCCAGUGGGUCCCCGCAGGGGUGUCACUGGUGUCCCAAGGGUCCUCCAAGAGCUGUGGGUCCUCCUGACAGUGUCAUUGAUCCCCUGUCGUCCCCUCAAUAAUGUCACCAGCCCCCCGUGGGGUCACUGGUGCCCCGUGGGUCCCCUCGAUGCCAUCCCCUGUCCCCCCACGGGCCCCCCCACGGUGUCACUGGUGCCCCAUGGAUCCCCUCAAUGGUGUCACCAGCCUCCCAUGGUGUCACUGGUGCCCUGUGGGUCCCCUCGAUGGUGUCACUUGUCCCCCAUGGGUCUCCUCAAUGGUGUCACCGGUGCCCCAUGGUGGCACCAGCAACCCAUGGGUCCCCUAGACGGUGUCACCAGCCCCCCGUGGGUCCCCUAGACGGUGUCACCGAGCCCCCAUAGUGUCACCAGCACCCUGUGGGUCCCCUAGACGGUGUCACCGAGCCCCCAUAGUGUCACCAGCACCCUGUGGGUCCCCUAGACGGUGCCACCCAUUCCCCCAUGGGGUCCCCCACAGUGUCACCAGCCCCCCAUGGGUCCCCUCGAUGGCAGCAUCGAUCCCCCCACGGUGUCACCAGCCCCCCGUGGGUCCCCUAGACAGUGUCACCAGCCCCCCAUGGGCCCCCAUAGUGUCACCAGCACCCUGUGGGUCCCCUAGACAGUGUCACCGAGCCCCCAUAGUGUCACCAGCCCCCGGGGGUCCCCUCGACGGUGUCACCACCCCCCCGGGUGCCCCCCACGGUGUCACCAGCCCCCCGUGGGUCCCCUAGACAGUGUCACCGAGCCCCCAUAGUGUCACCAGCCCCCCGUGGGUCCCCUCGACGGUGUCACCACCCCCCCCGGGUGUCCCCCACGGUGUCACCGAGCCCCGGCGGUGCCGGGGGGGGACGGCGGAGGAAGGGGCGAGGCGGCCGCCUCCGGCGCGCAGCUUUUAUUACCGGCGCGGCAGGGCCGGGCGGGGGGACGCCGGGGCCCCGCCGCCGCCUCGGGGGGGUCACGGUGACCCCGGGGGGGGGGACACGGCGGCGGUGGCCCCCCCCGGCCCCCGCAGCGUUUACAGCAGUUACAGACGUUUCACCUCGGCGGCGAAAAUAACAUUAAAAAACGGAGAAGAAG
Molecule: messenger RNA, 3025 nt
Organism: Dromaius novaehollandiae (emu)
Lineage: Eukaryota; Metazoa; Chordata; Aves; Casuariiformes; Dromaiidae
Product: zinc finger translocation-associated protein-like
Exons: 5
Coding region: 193-1236 (347 amino acids)
Biological process (GO): negative regulation of DNA-templated transcription
Source: RefSeq, a predicted model, not a curated record